AUGCCCAGUGAAGAGAUUGAUUGGGCUGAGCUGGCAAAACAGUGGAUUGCUCAGAAGGAAGCAAUGUCAUCAGGGGCUAGUGAAGAUGCUACUCAACCUCUACCUCCACAGCAGCAGCAGCAAAUUCCACCCUUACAACAGAUUCCUCAGGCUCAACAGCAGCAUUCAGUUCCUCCUCCUCCUCCUCCUCCUUAUCCACCUCUUCCUUCUGAAGUAAAGCCUCCUAAUGUAGUUGAAGGGAGUUCAGAAGGAGUAAGAGAAACUGAUAGUAAUACAGGAAGUGCUGCAGGAACAAGCACAGGUGGGACUGGUCCCCCACAACCUCUGUUACUUGAACAUAUACCCCAUCCUUUACAGCCAUUGCAUCCACAGAUAUCUGGUGAAACCCAAAAUGAAAUGGACAUAUCAGAUGGGGAAAAUGAAGGUGGAAGUCGUGAAUCAAGCUAUAAAAAUGUGACACCUCUUCCCAAUCAACCGAUGACCUCUAACUUACCUUUGAUGAACCAGCCUCCACCAACUCAAACAAUACCACCUGGGGACUGGAACUGGAAUAUUGGUAAUUGGAAUGUUCCUCAACAUCAAGGUGCUGCUCCCCCUACUUGGAGCAUGCAACAUCAUCCUGUCUCAGAACAUGAAGAAAAUCAGUCAUAUGAUUAUAUCCAUGGUAAUGGCAAUUUCCAUCAGAGUUUUGAUUACAACCAUGGGAAUGAUCAGUUUAGGUAUCAACAGAGUGAAGACAGUUGGAGGCAUGAUUCAAAUCAGAACCGAAAUUUCCGCUCAAGCCGUGGAAACCGGAGCAGAUCUCCUUCAAAACCCCAUAUUCCAGCAAAUCCUGUUGAUGAUACAGGAAUUGAUGCUACAAAAAGGAAGAACUUGCCUGCUUGGAUUAGAGAAGGUUUAGAGAAAAUGGAACGUGACAAGCAAAAAAAGUUAGAAAAGGAAAGAAAAGACAAAGAACAAUUUGAAGCUUUAAAAGCCCAAGAAAGUGCAGAGCGAGAUGCUGAAGCAGUUUUAAAGGAAAAUGCAGAAGAGAAAAGAAGUGAUAAUGAAAAGGAAUCUUUUCCUUCUAAAAGUCGCUUUGAGUCUGAUGAGGAAGGAGCUGUAAAAAGUGAUCAUGAACCCAGAUUUUCUAAAAUUGAAAAAUGUUCUCCAUCUCCUGAUGAAUUUAAAACUGAAGAGGAGAAACAAGCAGAAUUACAAGUGAAAGUUCGUAGAUACCUUACUGAAAUCCUCUUGGAAGUUACCAACACUGAAAUAGAAUCUAUAGCAAAAGAGGUAUAUUUCAAGGCCAGAAAUCGAGCUGCUAAAGCUCCAGCAAAGCAGCUAGCCAAGUCCACUGCUUUGGCCUCUUUGUCAAGUCUUGGUGUUGGUUCAGAUUCUGCUAGUGAUGAUGACAAGAAUGAAGGAACUUGCCAUAAAGUAAGGAAGCACACAGACGAUGACAGUGAUGAGGAAUCUGAUAAUGCUUUGCAUGAGAGAAUCCGACAACGGCAGUUGUCACGACAACAGCGUAGGAAUUUCAGUAGCAGUGAGUCCGAUUCUGAAAGAGAUCCAAGUCCAUCACGAUCUCGUGAAAAAUCAGCUGCAUCUCUCAUGAUCGUUCAAGCAGCAAAAGGCGCAAUGCUAAAUAUAGUACUGAUCAUUGGUAUGAACAGCGAUCAGAACGCUACAAACAUGCACGAGAAAGAAGUGAUUAUGACAGAAGUGGUAAGAGAUCAAGUCGCAAACACAAGUCUAGAUCCAGAUCAAGAUCCAGAUAUAGAUAACUUAAGGCAGAUGGUAAUUCCCCAACCCCCCUAA
Acanthosepion pharaonis is the source of this 1800-nucleotide messenger RNA. NCBI's taxonomy places the organism in Eukaryota, Metazoa, Mollusca, Cephalopoda, Sepiida, Sepiidae. The record is from the annotation of a GenBank genome assembly.